Messenger RNA from Trichoderma gamsii, 1662 nucleotides. RefSeq lists its product as hypothetical. Lineage: Eukaryota; Fungi; Ascomycota; Sordariomycetes; Hypocreales; Hypocreaceae. The record is from RefSeq and is a predicted model, not a curated record. Gene Ontology annotation, biological process: regulation of protein catabolic process; ubiquitin-dependent protein catabolic process. Gene Ontology annotation, cellular component: proteasome regulatory particle, lid subcomplex; proteasome complex. The transcript has 4 exons. The coding region runs from base 1 to 1662 and encodes 553 amino acids. Gene Ontology annotation, molecular function: enzyme regulator activity.
AUGCCUAGCAAAGCACCCCACAACAACGCUGGAAAGGACGGCGACGAUAGCAUGACCGUGGUUGUACCGCCGUCAAAAGCUCCUAAGCAGCAUGCCCCGGCAACUGACGCUGAAGGCGACGUGGCAAUGGAUGUCGACAGCGCCGAAGGCAAGGAGGAGAAGGUUGAUCCCGCAGUGCAAGCUGUAGCAGACAUCAAGAGCAACUUUGCUCUUCUUGACCGAGCUGUUGCGCUCUUCGACGCCCGCUUCUCCCUGCGAGCCCUCCGAUCAAUCUCUCUCAUCCGCAAGCACCUAUCACCAGAUGUCAUUGCACAGGCGAUUGCCGACACAUACCCCGCCAAUUCGGCGUCGGACAGCAUUGCGAAGAGCCUCCUAGCUGCCGUUGACCGAGGAAACGUCACGCUUGGCCGUGCCGCCAGCGCCGAGAUGGACGUGGACAGCGACGUCAAGACCGUCAAGAAUGGAACUUCUAAGAAGGAACCCAAGGAGAUCAUUCCGGAGAUUGACGUCUUCCUGGGCAUCCUGGUCCAAGUUCAUCUUUUUGACGCUAAACAGUACCAGCAAGGAGCCGAGUUCUCCAAAUUCCUGUCUGAUCGCAUCCAGACUCUGAACCGUCGAACGCUGGACUGCCUCUCCGCCAAGGUCUACUUUUACUUUUCACUCUUUUGCGAGUACAUUGCUCCGCUGCCCCCGUCUCCCGAAUCGCCCAUUGUGGCUAUUCGACCUACUCUUCUUGCCGUCCUUCGAACUGCCGUGCUACGUAAGGACACCGACACUCAGGCUUCGGUCAUUGUCCUUUUAUUAAGAAACUAUCUCUUGACCUCCCAUAUUAAGCAAGCCGACCUGCUUGUCUCACAUACACAGUUCCCCGAGAACGCUGCCAACAACCAAGUGGCACGAUUCUUGUAUUAUCUGGGUCGGAUCCGAUCCAUCCAACUGCGAUACACGGAGGCGCACGAGCAUCUCACAGCCGCCACCCGCAAGGCGCCGUCGAGCGGCUGUGCCGUGGGAUUUUCACAAACUGCCACCAAGCUGUUGCUUGUUGUUGAGCUGUUGAUGGGAGAUAUCCCCGACAGAGCUACCUUCCGCCAGCCUUCUCUGGAGGAUGCUCUCCACCCAUACUUUUUGCUGGUUCGCGCCGUGCGAGUGGGCAACCUGGAAGACUUUGAGACUACCAUCGCUGAUAACGCCGACAUCUUCAAGCGAGACGGAACCUAUACACUUAUCCUUCGUCUGCGCCAAAACGUCAUCAAGACCGGCAUUCGUAUGAUGUCUCUGUCAUAUUCGCGUAUUUCGCUGCGUGACAUUUGCAUCCGACUUCAUCUGGGUAGCGAGGAAUCGGCCGAGUACAUUGUCGCAAAGGCCAUCCGAGACGGCGUAAUUGAGGCCACUUUGGAUAGAGAAAACGGAUUCAUGAAGAGCAAGGAGGUGGGUGAUGUGUAUGCGACAAGAGAGCCAGGAGAGGCGUUCCAUGACCGAAUCCGGGCGUGCCUUGCUCUUCACGAUGAGAGCGUCAAGGCAAUGCGUUUCCCCAUGAAUCAACACCGCCUCGAGCUCAAGAACGCCCAAGAGGCGCGCGAGCGCGAGCGAGAAAUGGCCAAGGAGAUUCAGGAGGGCGACCUGGACGACGAUGACCUUGGUGGAGAUUUGGAUGGCAUCUAA